Molecule: messenger RNA, 10310 nt
Organism: Gallus gallus (chicken)
Lineage: Eukaryota; Metazoa; Chordata; Aves; Galliformes; Phasianidae
Gene: MAP2
Product: microtubule associated protein 2
Exons: 19
Coding region: 317-6418 (2033 amino acids)
Biological process (GO): microtubule cytoskeleton organization; neuron projection development
Cellular component (GO): neuron projection
Molecular function (GO): microtubule binding
Source: RefSeq, a predicted model, not a curated record
GGCGCGCAGGCGGCCGCGUCCCGGCGACAGCCCCGAGAGCGGCGGGGCGGGUUGAGGAGCGGCGUGUCUUUGCCCCUCGGUGCUCCGGUACCUGUCCGCGGCGCUCAGAUUUUGGAAACCUGAGCUGAAGUAUCGCGUGACUUACAGCGUGAUAACUACACCAAAAAUUCUCCAACAUCUUGUCUUUGACGUGAUCCACUGAUCGGAAUCUGCUUGGUCACAGAUCAGAAAGGAACAGAGAGUUUUCCUUGUUUAACAACCACACAGAGCACCCUAUCAUCUGCUUGAACAGGACAAGCGGUGAAGGAGAAUAGAAAUGGCGGAGGAUAGGAAAGAUGAAGCCAAGGCACCACACUGGACUUCGGGUCAGCUAACAGAGGCUGCUUCGCACCCACAUUCACCUGACAUUAAGGAGCAGGGCGGCGCGGGUGCCGGACUGGUCAGAAGUGCCAAUGGGUUUCCCUACCAAGAGGGUGAGGAGCCUGGGCUGGGCAGCCGGGAGCAGCCGGGGACGUAUGCUCGCAGCAAAGAGAAUGGAAUCAAUGGAGAGCUGUCGGCAGGGGACAGAGAGACCGCAGAAGAAGUGUCUGCAAGGAUAGUACAAGUAGUAACAGCUGAAGCUGUAGCAGUCCUGAAAGGUGAACAGGAGAAAGAAGCUCAGCACAAAGAUCAGCCUGGACCACUACCUAUAGCAGUCGAAGAGUCAGCCAACCUGCCUCCUUCCCCACCUCCAUCGCCAGCUUCUGAGCAGACUGGAGCUCUGGAGGAAGAAGAAGAACCAGUAGAGAGUCCGAUGGCUGUGGAAGUGAAACCUGCUGCUCUUCCUGGGACGCAACUGGGGAAAGAGCAUGGGCCCACUGAGCCUUCAGAGCAGGCCAAGGGCCUCAGUAAGGGUCAGCCGGAUUUUGGUUUGGAGGCCACAGUGUGUCGUGAAGACAAAAUACCAAGUGUGGCAUCCAGCAGGGAGAGCCUAACAGUUGUGGGGGAAAUGCCUCUGAAAGACACAUCCCCUUCCUUGGCUGCGGAAGCCACGAAGAUGGAAUUCCGUGUCCAGGAGGGCACGUGCCCUUUCACAACAGAUCCAUUAGACACAAAGCAACAGGAAUCUGGAAAAGACAGUAAGACUGAGCAACCUAAACAUGAUGCCUUAGUUCCACAGCCAACAAAAACAGAGGCUACAGAUAAAAAGGAUUUACCGAGCAAAGACAAAGAAAAAAUGCCUUCACCUCUAUCAGAACAGAUCUUGGAAACUGAUUCACAGAAGAAAUUGGAAGCUGGUUUUGCAGAACCUCCUGCCAAGCUUCCUAUUUCUCCAGUACAAAAGGACUUGCCAUCUGAAUUGCCUGAGGGGAGCAAAGCAGAAGAAAGGACUGCAGAUAAGCCCUCAUCAUCCAACCAAGUUAUACCUAUGACAUUUAAAGACGACCUCAAAGAUGUGCAAGAUCUUGCCAUCAGCCAUGAUGGAAGUUCUCUGUUGGCAUCAGAACCCAAGACAGAAGCAGCCAAAAGUGAACUGCCUUCAGGCCCAUCUCUUGCUCUUCCCCAGGGUCUUCCCCUCAAAGACAGUGCCAAAACAAAACCAGAACCUGCUGACCAACUGUUUGCCAAAGAACUUGCUAAAGAUGAACAGACCCACAGAGGCAUGACCCUGAGCCUGCAAGAAGUCUCAGCAGUAACUGUAGAUGGCCUGAAAACACCAAGCACACAGAAAAUCCCUGCAUGGGGGCAGGAAAAGGACAUGACCAAGGAUGAGACUGAUGAGGAAGAAAGGUAUGACUUCUAUGAUAAAGGGGAGGCUCGAAUAUUAGAUGAUGGUAAAUUUACCACAAAACCUGAAGUUAAGACACUUUCCCAAGACAAAGCAGACUUCCCAAAGGAUGGUGAAACUAAAAUGUCUGAUCUUUUCAAGGCAGAAAAAGAGAUGGACCAAAGUGGGCUCCAAGCAACAAUAGCUACGGAGAAGGACAUGCAGCCAAGUACAGAGGUAUCCCCCAGCAAAUUAAGCCAUGUACCAAUCCCCGAGAAAACAACUGAGCACCCUGAUACUCCACAGUUAUCCCAAAUAACAGAGAAGAGCCCCGAGGCCCCAAGUUCAACCACUGAUAAGAUUCCUACUCCAGAACCUUCUCAAGAGAAAGAUGUUAAAAAAGAAACCAAGGAGGAUAAGGAAAGUGUUUCAGCUACUCAUGAAGUGAAAACAGAAGUGGAUCGAUCAGGAAUGUCGAAGUAUUUCGAAACCUCUGCACUGAAAGAGGAAGCCUUCAAAACAGGCACUCUAAAACAAGGCAGUGAUUACUAUGAGCUAAGUGACACUAAAGAGAGUGCAUAUGAUACUUUCCAGGCAGAUCGUCUAAUACCUGAAGACAAAGAGGAAGAGGAGGAAGAAUUACAGAUGGAAUUGGAUCAGCAGCAGGGUAUGCCUGCUCAUGAAAUAGGGUACAGUACCCUGGCUCAGAGCUAUACACCAGACAAAUCUGAAGAACCAAGUUCCCCAACAGAAAGAAUGUUCACUAUUGACCCCAAAGUCUAUGGGGAUAAGCGAGAGCUCCAUAGCAAAAAUAAAGAUGACCUAACUCUGAGCAGGAGCCUGGGACUUGGGGGGAGAUCUGCAAUUGAGCAGAGAAGUAUGUCUAUUAACCUGCCCAUGUCCUGCCUGGAUUCUAUAGCUCUGGGAUUUAGCUUUGGCCGUGCACAUGAUCUUUCUCCCCUUGCAUCAGAUAUUCUAACUAACACUAGUGGGAGUAUGGAUGAAGGUGAUGACUACUUGCCAGCAACCACACCAGCAAUGGAGAGGGCGCCUUGCUUCCCCAUUGAUAGCAGAGAAGAAGAUGAGCAUAUUGAAGAAGAAAAAGCAAUGACAGAAGAAAAAGUCCAGCCUGAGACCUUGGUUGAAUCUCCUUUCCCAGCCAAAGACUAUUACAAAAAUGGUGCUGUCUUGGCUCCUGACCUGCCUGAAAUGUUAGACUUAGCAGGGACAAGAUCUAGAGUAGCAUCUGUGAGUGCAGAUGCUGAGCUGGCACAAAAGAAGUCAGUUCCUUCUGAUGCUGUUGUGGAAGACAGCAGCACAGCCCUGGCAUCUGUGACAGAUGAAAACCACGUAACUCUAAAAGCUGAAAGUCAGCUAGAAGACUUGGGUUACUGUGUUUUCAAUAAGUAUACAGUCCCACUCCCUUCUCCAGUACAGGACAGUGAGAAUUUAACAAGCGAAACCUGUCCCUUUUACGAAGGCACAGAUGAAAAAUUGAGACGCAGCCUAGCUCCUGAUCUGUCUUUAAUAGAAGUGAAGCUGGCAGCAGCUGAAAAAUCCAAAGAAGAAUUCCUCAGUGAAAAAGACUUAGCGCAGCAAGCAGCUGGUGAGUCUUUUCUAGCGAGGGACUUUGAGCAGGAGAAGAAAGAGAAGCUCGAUACUGUGUUGGAAAAAAGUGAAGAUCAAGUUGACUCUAAAGAGGGCUAUCCCAUUAAAGAUUCAGAGUCAGAGAAGACAAGACCUGAGGCAAUCUUAGAAAUGAAAGAGGAAGGCAUAUCUGAUAAAGUUCAUGUACCUGACGAUACCACUUACAACAGAAUAUUAGCUACAGAGGUAACAGCAGAAAGAGAUGCUGUUUCUUUCUUGAUGGAGAAGGAGAAGACUCUUAGUGUUGUUCCUGAACUAGCUGAGGUAGAAGCUCCAAUAAAACCAGACUACAAUGCCAUAAAACAUGAUAUGGAAGUGGCUGCAAGGAGAGCUGACCAAGAAUAUCAGAGUCAGUUAGAUAGUAGGAUCAGUGAUGUAGUUUCUCUCCCUUCAGGGAAGGACAAAGCCCCUGUUAAAAAAACAGAGCCUGAACCCAAAGAAACUCAACAGAAAGAUCAGAUCAUCUUGUCCAGAGAAGCAAAGGAUGCAGAUUUACUUUCCAAGGCUGAGCCUAGUUAUGUGAAGGACAGCAUCAAACUGUCUGAAACAGAAAUUAAGGAAAAAGUAACUAAGCCUGAUCUGGUACAUCAGGAGGCAGUUGAUAAAGAAGAAUCUUAUGAAUCUAGUGGAGAACAUGAUCAAACCCAAGAAAGUUUGAAUGGAGAACCCUUGAAACAGGAGGAUGUCAAAGGAGAAGCUCCAAAACCAUCUGCAUCUGAGGAAGAGGUGUCUACACAGUUGCCAGCAAAGGAGCCUUCCACAGAGCUCCUCCUUCCAAAAGCUGAGCCUCCCCAAGAAGAGCCUGCUGAGAUUCAGAUGGAGAGCAUCCCCCAGCCCCCAGAGGAAACGGAAAAGAUUCCUGAUACAGUUGUGAAACCUACAGAAGUCCAAACAUUGCUGCCAUCAGAAGUGACAGCUGAGGCCACAGAAAGAGAAGAACAUGAGGAAGAAGAGGUAGAAGGUGGACAAGAAGAGAAGGAAGAAGAUAAACAUCUUAUGUCAGAAAUGCCCCAAGAAAUGGACUUUGGGAAACCUACCGAUGAAGAAUUGCUAGCCAAGGUUUGCCCAGAAGCACUGCCUGAACUGAAAGGCAUUAUUGAAUCAGUUGUGACAGUAGAGGAUGACUUUAUCACGGUGGUGCAGACAACAGUUGAUGAGGGCGAAUCUGCUUCUCACAGUGUACGUUUUGCUGCUACCCAGCAGGAAGACAUUGAAGCAGUGGACUCCCAGGCUGAAGAGGAGCUAGAGAUUGAGGAAGUGGUUGACAUUCAAGCUGAGCCGAGGGAGGGCUCCCCAGAAGCUCCUGCUUCACCUGAGAGAGAAGAAAUCUUGCUCACUGACUACAAAACAGAGACGUGUGAUGAUUACAAAGAUGAAACUACAGUUGAUGACUCCAUCAUGGACACAGACAGUCUCUGGGCAGAUACUCAAGAUGAUGAUAGGAGCAUCAUGACUGAACAGUUAGAGACUGUUCCUAAAGAGGAGAAGGCAGAGAGAGAAUUGCGAAGAUCAUCUCUUGAUAAGCAUAAAAAAGAGAAACCUUUUAAAACUGGGAGAGGCAGGAUUUCUACUCCUGAAAGGAAAAUAGCUAAAAAGGAACCUAGCACACUCUCCAGAGAUGAAGUGAGAAGGAAAAAAGCAGUGUAUAAGAAAGCUGAACUUGCUAAAAAAACUGAAGUUCAGGCCCACUCUCCCUCCAGGAAAAUCAUUUUAAAACCUGCUAUCAAAUAUACUAGACCAACUCAUCUCUCCUGUGUUAAACGGAAGCAGACAGCAGCAGUUGGUGAAACAAACCAGACUCCUGGUGUAUUUAAACAAGCAAAGGAAAAACUUUCAACUGCCUCUUUGUCAAAGAUUCCUGCCUCAAAGUCUAGAGCAAAGUCAUUGCUUCCUCCAAGACCCAGCUCAGCUUGCUCAUUAACUACUAAAAGGGCCACUUUUCUCGAUACAGACAGUUAUUAUGUACGGCCCUCCUCAGCAGGCCCAAGAGACUGCUUGCCCUACUCAAUAUCAGAUGCUAAGGAUGGAGUAAGCAAGAGCCCUGAAAAGCGUUCCUCUUUACCAAGACCUUCCUCCAUCCUUCCCCCUCGAAGAGCUGUGUCAGGAGAUCGAGACAGAGAGGAGAACUCUCUCUCCCUCACAACAUCCCUCUCUUCUUCAGUACGACGGACCACCCGGUCAGAACCAAUUCGUAGCAGAACAGGAAAAAGUGGAACUUCUACUCCCACUACUCCUGGCUCCACUGCCAUUACUCCAGGGACACCACCAAGCUAUUCUUCCCGUACACCAGGCACUCCAGGGACACCCAGCUACUCCAGAACCCCACAUACUCCUGGAACCCCCAAAUCUGCCAUACUGGUACCUACUGAGAAAAAAGUUGCCAUAAUUCGCACUCCUCCUAAAUCUCCAGCAACUCCGAAGCAGCUGCGAGUUAUUAACCAGCCUCUACCUGACCUCAAGAACGUCAGGUCCAAAAUUGGAUCAACAGAUAACAUCAAAUACCAGCCUAAAGGUGGGCAGGUUAGGAUUUUAAACAAGAAGAUCGAUUUUAGCGAUAUUCAGUCCCGGUGUGGUUCCAGAGAUAACAUCAAACAUUCUGCAGGGGGAGGAAAUGUACAGAUUGUAACAAAGAAGAUUGACUUGAGUCAUGUGACUUCCAAGUGUGGUUCACUCAAGAACAUCCACCACAAGCCAGGAGGUGGACGUGUGAAAAUUGAGAGCGUGAAACUGGAUUUCAAAGAGAAAGCUCAGGCUAAAGUUGGUUCACUUGAAAAUGCCCACCAUGUACCUGGCGGUGGUAAUGUCAAGAUUGACAGCCAGAAACUAAACUUCAGAGAGCACGCUAAAGCCCGUGUCGAUCACGGGGCUGAGAUCAUCACGCAGUCACCAGGCAGGUCCAGCGUGGCUUCACCACGCAGACUCAGCAAUGUCUCAUCCUCUGGAAGCAUCAACCUGCUUGAAUCACCGCAGCUUGCUACCCUCGCUGAAGAUGUCACGGCAGCCCUCGCUAAGCAGGGCUUAUGAAUUCGCUCAUUUUGCGUCGUAUGAAGUAAUAAUAUUUAGGCAUGAGCUCUUGGCAGGAAUGGGCUCAGAGCAGGUGUUACAUUCAUUUUUACCAUGUCUAAAACUAAGUCACAUCCUAAGACUUGUAGUUACCAUACAGUUAAACAAACAAACAAACAGAUAAAUAUUACUAGAUGCAGAAAUUGGCCUGAUCUCCAUUUACAACAGGAAGACACUGGCUUUAUAUAUGGGUAUACAACUGCAGUAUGUUACAUUGGACAAUUAUUGUUGCUCUGCUCUGUCUUGCAUGGAGUACCGUACUACAAUAAAAUGCAUUUUUACCUUUCAUGUGCCUGAAGGCCAUCCAUCUCUUUCUGAAGAGCCUUGUUAAUAUCCCAAGUUGCUCAUUUCACUGUUCUGUUGAAAGAUGGGGAAAAAAAAAUGAAAAACUGCCCAUUGUAAGUUAUUACAGGUUAGAUUAAGAGUCUGCUUACCAGAAGGAAGGGCAUAUAGAGAAAUUCAAGUUUAAUUAAUUAAAAAAAGUGAUAUUUUGUAUAAAUGAGUAGAACAAAAGUUGAAUUAAGUUAUUAACAUUUUUUUGGACCUGGAUAAUUAUGUCGGUGUAUAGCUGAUAAAGCCAAUAAAUUAUUUAACUAAUAACUAAAACUGUUAGUUGAAAACAUUGAAUCAUGCUUGGGGAAGUGACUUAAAAAAGCUGCUGAAAGCAAGCACUUCCACCCCAAUGGACUUGUGUCUGAUUAGGAAGUUGGUUAAGCGGCUAGAUUUGUGUAGUCACCAUCAGUUUCACAUCCUUUCCAUCUGUUUGAUACAGUAUUAUAGAUAUAUAUUUCUCUGUGGCCAUUUGUGAGACGCCCUCUUCAUAUACUUGAAUAUUCUACUUUAUUCACAGUAUCUGUGUCUCUUGCACCCUUUGGUGUUGCAAUUUUAGGUAUGUAAAAGUAGAUGUUAGCAGGGUUUUUUUUCCCCUAUUCAUAAAAAUACAUUUAAAAAAAAAAGAUGAAAACUUUUAGCAUGAAGUUGCUUUCUGUAACAACUAAAAGCCGUGACCCUGUUUUAGUGCCAGAUGCAAGUCUCUUCUGUGAUGCUAGAAAAAGGAUUCCUUCCCUCCUCCCUUCCUUUCUUCACAAAGAUAUGAUUUUUGUGGGGUCCAGAAGUUUGUAAAACGGUCUCCAAAGAUGGCUGGGUUUGGAUUCUGGAUUUUUAUUAAAUCCAAAAUAGUUUGGGUUUGGCUUAUUUUUUUUUAAACUCCUGUAGUAACAGCAAAUGUUAGAUUUAUUUAUUUCUUUUUUCUUUUGCUAAAGUUGAAACAGAAAAAAGUAUUAAGGUGACGUUUCCACUCCUUCAGUGAUAUCUUAUGUAUACGCUCAGGCACUCAGAUAACAGUGAUAAACAUAACAAGAGAUGCCUGUAAAUUAUAGCACGUGAGUAAAUAAAUUGAGCUCCCUAGACUGGGUUGCUGUAGUGAUUAAUCAGUAAAUAGGGCAUCUUAAAAUCUGAGCAAAGUGGGAUUAUAUUGACUAAUAAAAAGUAUAAGAAAAAGUGUGCAUAAAAAGGGCAGAGAUAUAUAAACAUCCAAUCUAAUGGAGUUACCUGCGAGAGCUCCAACACUGUCUUAUGGACACUAAGAGAACACUGAAGGUAAUAUGGGAGUAUUACUCAUCGGCAGAUAAUAAUCUGCUGAUUCUAUAUGUACAGUAGACAUUAUGAAAUGACCAGUUUACAUUCUUGCAGAUUGUUUGAUCUUUUCCUUUUGAAAUCUCUUAACUAAACUUUGCACUGUCAGUUGAGCUAUACUUGAUACAUGUAUUAGGUUAACAUUGUGUGCUGGAAGCUUUUUAUCUGUUCUUUUUGCUCCUUAAUUUGUACGUGUGCGUGUGUGUGUUGGGUUUUGAACCAAAAAGACUCUAGAGAACAUUCUUAUGUCUGUGAAGAAGCAUUCUAAUAAUUAAUAGCACAGGGUUCCACAUGAUUCAGGUUGCAAAUGCACGGUUACUUGGCAGUAAAUCUUCAGUGGACCAAACGAGGACUUUGGCUAAGCUGUCACGUAAUAUAAAGACAAAACAAAAUUAAGACGACAAUAAAUUUUACUGCAAAUGUUAGCCCAACACACAACAUUUCAGCACUGCAAAAAGCUUUAUCACACUGUAAAAUUCCUAAUACUGUUGGUAAGUCAGUUGUUUUAUACAAAGGACAGUGAGCUUGGAACCAUGCUAAAUGGGUUCUGAUUUCUGCCUUGUAUUUGUUAUACUCUUGUGUAAUCAUAUGAAUUCACAUGGAAACAAUGUCAAGAGAGAUGCAUUAAAAGCCUCUUCCCAUUUUUUCCAGGAAAGCAAAAGACAGAAAGAAAAAAAAAACAACAAAAACUACUAUAACAGUAUUUACAUCACAUUGCUCUGAUCACACAGUCGAUAUAAAUGAGCCUUGCAGUGUGGUUUUUUUUACGCCUUUUGCAAAUGUGGGAGAGUCUAUGGUACUACCGAACCUCAGCUUCUCUGAAGCUGAACACCAGCUAGUGAGAACAGUGUUAUUGAGGUGUUUUUUUUUAAUUCUGCUUUUAAAAUUGACAUACUCUAGGUAAUGAUGUUUAGUUAAUCCACCUACGAGUACAAAGUUAGAGUGGUGUAACGCACCAGGACAUUUAUUUCAUGCAUUAAAAUGAGCUUUCUUGUCUUGAUUCAAGCAAAGACCUUUGUAAUUGUAAUCAUCCCUCCAUAGAAAGAAUCCUAGGACGCUGUGGACUUAGAUGAAGAUAAAAGAGAUUAAGAGUUUGUGCUGUUAAAAAAAAAAAAAAAAAGUUGUUACAUGACUCUAGAUGUUCACUGAAAAACUUCAUAUUAAUCUUAAUUUAUCAAGAAGAGGGUUGGUUUUUAAAGGAAGAAACUGUUUUGUAAAUAUGUAAUGCCCACUUAAACAAGACAGAGCCAGCUUCCUGGAAACUGCAUCCAUUGUUUCUUUUCCACAGGCUUGUUCAGCCAGCAGGUACACUGGGUGUCUGAGACCCGACUUUGUAACAAAGCAGAGAUAAUCCAGGGAAAUGAAACAGCAAAACCUGUUGGGAUGGCUACGGGAGAGCCCCAAGUUAAUAAUCUGUAAAGCUGUAGAGACAAAAGGGGCUUCUGCCCCAUCCGCAGACUCCUGUUUCUGUGUAACCACAAGCAGAAAGAAAUCCAAGGUGAGCAAACCUCUGUCCAGCACUAAUAAGGGAAAAACUAAUAGCGAUGAGGAUAAUUCUGUGCCCAUUAGGGCCAUGUAUAUGUUCACUGUACAGCAGUAAAUGGUAUCAUCCAUUCAGUGCUAUGCUAAGGUACAGUAGUAACCUCAUCGUGACUGCUUACAAAUAGACGCUUGCCUAUCUACACGACCCAAGGGGAGUCUGAAGGCAGCCUGUGUGGGCUACCACACGUGAGCAGCAGUUUUUGCCACGCUGGACCGAAUACCUUUCCAAACCCAAGCACUCAUGUCCCUUCAAAGGCAAACGCCUUGAAGAGCUGAUCACGUUCGCUCUGAGAACCGAAGCAGGUAGUCUAGCCUAGGUGUGUAGAGUUCAUUGCUCGUCAGACCGCUAAAGCAACUCCCGCUGCAACUCCAGCAAUUCCCACUGCAGGAAAGUAAAUUAGUUUCACACUUGGAAAAAUCAAGCAUAUAAAAGCCACUUCAACUUUAGCAAAGAGAAAAAGCCAACGAAUGAACGUGCUGUAUGCUGGGAUUUCAAGGAAUGCAGUCUGCUGUUACAAACCUGUGUUUUUUCUGAUAAUUCUAGAGCCUGUUACCAUAAAAAGAGGCAUUUCUUGAAUGGCUGGUGGUAGGUAGUUCAUGUUUUUCAAUCCGAUUUGCAAUUGUAUUUGUUGCUGUAUAGUGAUUGUUUUGCAAAAUAAAAUCGCUUGUCAUCUAA